Molecule: messenger RNA, 4795 nt
Organism: Anoplophora glabripennis (Asian longhorned beetle)
Lineage: Eukaryota; Metazoa; Arthropoda; Insecta; Coleoptera; Cerambycidae
Gene: RhoGAP100F
Product: rho GTPase-activating protein 100F
Exons: 21
Coding region: 1-4680 (1559 amino acids)
Biological process (GO): signal transduction
Molecular function (GO): protein binding
Source: RefSeq, a predicted model, not a curated record
AUGCAGUGGCGGAAAUUGGCGCGCUCGAAGAUCACAUCCGGCCGGUCACGCACGCGCAACAUGCUCUGCUGUGGCCGCAGGAAGGAUAAUGGGCGCGAGGCUUUGGAUCUCACGGCGUCACCUCUGCGAGCGCCGCCGGCUCCCAACGCAAGGACAGCUCACCCGCCGCCCAUGGUCAUCCAGGGAGACUUCAGAAAGGUCUCGGGCAUCAGCAGUGAAAUCUUCAAGCAGAUAGAAACCGUAGAAAAUGACCACGAUGCUUCGACCGCCGCCGCGUUGGAGCACGUGGAGAGGAGGGGUGAGAUGAUAGUUAGGAUCCUGGACUCCAGGCAUCUGGGACGGACAGCAGGUGAAGCGGCCAAGCGCUUCAUGUCCAUGCAAGAUGCCAAGCACACGGUCCAGUUCGUGGAGAUAGUGAAGAGGCCCGGCCAAACUCUUGGCUUGUACAUAAGGGAAGGGAACGGCAUUGACAGGAACGACGGCGUUUUUAUAUCCAGGAUUGCUUUGGAAUCCGCCGUGUACAACAGCGGAUGCCUCAAGGUCGGAGACGAAAUUUUAGCUGUUAAUCUGGUGGACGUGACGCGGAUGAGCCUCGACGAUGUGGUCAUCAUCAUGUCGAUACCAAGGCGGCUAGUGUUGGCCACCAGACAGCGGAAGGGUAGCAAGGGUGGACAAGGCUCUCCCAACGUGCAGCCCCGAGCCGAACACAAACCCCCUCCCGUCGUUGUUAUAAAGAGGGACCUGCGAGAAGACGAGACAGAUGAAGGCGAUCUAGGCGGAGACCACAGGGAAUCAAUGAGACAGAGGCACACCGGCGACGGCCGAGAAAUGAGCGAGUCCCGGUCUCGAUUAGGCCUGGGCCUAUCCUCGCUGGACUCUCGUCAUUCAGCUGGCCAGCAGGCGGACACGAACGGCCUGGAUCUGUAUUACAACAGCCGUCCUCCCGACACCAACUGGGGCUACCAACCCCCGCCCCCCGUCAUCACCGAACAGCCCAAGUCCAGCAUGCAGCACUUUCAGCCCUACGAGCGCAGCUACCCGAACACGCUGGAGAGCCUCGCCGAGAAGGUGCACUCGUUUGGGAUGAGCAGGAGGAUGUCCGCCGGGGGGCAACCCCUCACGUCAAGAAUAUCCUCCCAGCAGAGCCCAUCGUCGUCGCACUACUACGUUCAGCACACCGGCACGGGCAGUCGGCGCAUAAUGCCCCGUUCCGGUUCCGACCAGCACCUUCCGCAGACCGAGUACUCCGACUACACCAGCAUCACCCAGGCCGGCCGCCACAGCCUGCUCCGCAGCAGUCUCAAGUCCGGAUCGACGCUGAGCCGCUACAAUCAGCGCUUCGUGGACCAAGCUGCGGUGGCCGCACAGCUCGCACAGUCCAAGUACGGCACGUCCGGCGCCCAGUAUGGGACCUCCUCCGCGAUGAGGAGGACCCGUGGUAGCCUGGACUACUCCAGCGACACGGAGGCCACGUCAGGGUCGAGGAGUGGGUACUAUUAUUAUAGAAAUCAGGGUGCAGCAGCCGUUCCUCAUAGCACAAUACCAACUUUAGGCAGACAAAAUUCUCUUACCUCGACCGACAUCACCACAAAGUUCAACUCGCUUCCAAGGGAUGCUCGGGGAUCCACAAGAUUGGCAAUGAAUAAAAGAUUCGGAGAUAGGAGCGUAUCCCUUUUGCAAGAUGAAUCAGACGGGGCCCUCUCCGCACCUGAAAUGCCUUCGAUACGGAGAGACCGCGGGAGGAUACCCUCGUCACCUAGUGUGUUCUCUUCAGAUGAGUACAGGCAGUGGCUGAGCCGUACCCCAUCUACCUCCGCCAUCUACGAGCAGAUUCGAGCGUCCAGAGACGUACUUAAUCAGCAGAGGGCGGCCAGGUUUACCUACAGCGCCGAGAAUAUCCACGAUGCACUGAAAAAUAUGGAAAGUGGUUUAUACAGUGGUUAUGGCCGACCAGGGACGACAACGACGUUGGACAGGCAUUUUACCAGAUCUCAACAACCUAGCAUUCCUGCUAGAUCAUUAUCAACGCAACAUAUCACGUCAUCAUCAACGGGACUGAGUAGCUCCCGAUCCCCAUCGAUGCGUCGAAUGAGGCAACUCCUCGAUUUGGAUUCUGUGAGGGCCGGGGCUGCACCAAGUCCAGUGCCCACUCCUAGUGGUACUCUGCCAAGGGGACAGAGGCAGCUCGACAUAAAUCCGGCGGAAUUUUUGAAGUACAAGAUCGACAAGCCUGGAAUGGUAGGGGGCACUUCCAUCACAGGUCUCUCAUCUUUAGCCGCAGGAACUGGCGCGAUGAUGUCAGCCAGCGACGAACCUGUGAGCGGUAUGCUCUGGGUGCACCUCCUCGCUGGAAGAGGACUACGGGCGUCCACAGGUACUUCCGCUGCCACUACCCCAGUAACGCCAAGCGGAGCUUCACCAAGUAUUAGCGGAUCAACUGGUUUGAGAGACCUAUAUUGUGUAUUGGAAUGCGACAGAGUGCACAAAGCCAGAACAGUGGUAAGAACCGGCGAUUUGGUGUUCGACUGGGACGAAAGUUUCGAGUUAGACUUGGUCAACAACAGGGAGUUGGAUCUGCUAAUUUACUCGUGGGAUCCACAAUACAGACAUAAAUUGUGCUACAAGGGAUCCGUCUAUUUACCCACCCUGCUCAAGUCUGGUCCAAUACAUCAACUGGCGCUUAAAAUUGAACCCAGAGGCACACUUUAUUUGAGACUGAGACAUAACGAUUCGCAAACUCUUUAUAAAAGAAGACCUCUUUCAACGCUGACGUUAUCCAGAACUACACCUCUAUUCGGUGUCGAUCUGGAAGCUGUGGUAAAUCGAGAAAGUAAGACUGGUGGAGUUCCUGGAGGGGUCGCGACAGGCUUAGUUUCUAGUGCCCAACACAAUAUUCCAAUUAUUGUUAAAAGGUGCGUCGAGGAAGUCGAAAGAAGAGGACUGGAUAUUAUAGGACUAUAUCGUUUGUGCGGCUCCGCUACGAAGAAACGUAUCUUGAGAGAGGCAUUCGAAAGAAAUAGCAGAUCCGUGGACUUGAGUCCGGACAACGUGCCGGACAUUAAUGUUAUCACGGGUGUCCUGAAGGAUUAUUUGAGAGAGCUGCCAGAGCCCCUAUUCACCAAAUGUUUGUACCAAAUGAUGGUAGAUGCCUUAGGCGUCUGUUUACCCGACGAUCCAGAGGGUAACGCUAAACUUAUGUUCUCCAUAUUGGAUUGCCUACCUAGGAUAAAUAGGGCCACCUUAAUAUUCCUCAUGGAUCAUCUGGCCCUUGUGGUGUCUGCAUCAGACAGAAACAAGAUGUCAGCUCAGAAUCUGGCCACGGCCCUCGCGCCGCCCCUCAUGCUUCACUCCAACGAGUCCAUGACACCGACGGCAGCCGCUAAGCCCCAUCACGAACUGGACUACCAACAGCCCAUCAGCGUCUUGAAGUACCUUCUGCAGAUAUGGCCUACUCCCAAGCAUCACUCAGGUCGUCGCGGCAGGCCACCCGGGCCGCGUGGAGACAGUCGCAGUGCGUCUCAUCCGGGUCUGCAGGGGGCGCCGCGCGAGCCGUCUCGGCUCUCAGCGGCUCCGUUUCCUCCUCCUCCUCGCUCAGCAGUCUCGGGCCCGCGAGGCCCACAGCCACAGGGCCCAUCACACCAGAUACUCGGCCAAUCAUCAGCAAGCAAAGGUCCCUACCGGCCGCUGUCUCCUCGGGUAGGACCUCCAGCGGCAUCCUCGUCGGGAGGGGGCCUCAGACCGCGCCAGGUGAUAGUCUCUUCUCCAGGCUCUCCAAGCAGCAGUAGCGAUUCCCAGUCCGGUUCCGAAUCCGUUAAACACUGCCUGCCCAACCGCGUCAGUUCCCCCGCGAUCCGCGCAUCUCCCUCCUCACAAGCUGUGAUGAGGUCCUCCCCCUCGGUUACUAUCAACUCCCCGGGUAUUAGACACUCUCCUUCCAUAACCAGCACCACCUCAGGUAAUUCUCCAGGUCCGAGAAAUUCGCCGUCGAUAACCAGCUUGAGCCGAGCUUCUCCGUCGGUUCUGGGCCAGGUUUCCAGGUCCAGUUCUCCAGCCAUGCAGGCUAGCUCUGCAGGAUUGAACGUCACUCUCGGAAGCACAACCCCAUCCUUUUCGACUCUAUCAACCCUGCAGGGCACGAGUAACAAUACAACCUCUACUAAUCACUAUGGGCCAAAUUACUCGCAACCGGCUAGCUAUUCUCAGCCGACUUACGCUAGCACCAAUCCGUUUCUAACUGGAGCUUACAUGAGUUAUACUCCUGGAGACAUGAGUUACAGCGAUAAAUUUAACACGAUCGGAUCGACUAAAGAAGUCAAGUCAUUUUUCGACUCUUAUUCAAGCGACACUUCUAAAUAUUCGACGUUGAAUUCGAAGACCAGCAGCUACGAUUCUGAAUCUAUCUUCACGACAUCCGACAGCAAGUACAACACGAUCGGAAGCAAAUAUCCGGAGAAAACUAGCUACCUAAGUACGACAUAUUCGUCUGAUCUGAAGUACAGUCCUGGAAAGAACGACGCUUUCGACGUCAGUCCAAAUGUUACACAGUCCACUAGCUCUACUUCUGGCUUAUUAAACGUUGAGGAUACUCCGACGCCCACCAGCAGCAUCGAGACGGAAGACAGCAACACCAGGGAGGUAGGAGAGAAAGAUGUGGAAGGCGACGGAGAACAGAGCGACUGAAUUUUUGCGGUUUGGGCCCAAUAAUAAUCCACUUUUUAUUGUGGCAGCACAAUUAAAAGACAACAUUAGGGUAUAUUACAUUAGGAAUCACCCAUCAUCGAUGUAUGUACCAUUC